This is a messenger RNA of Carassius carassius (crucian carp), 1300 nucleotides long. RefSeq names its product gastrula zinc finger protein XlCGF8.2DB-like. Gene Ontology annotation, biological process: regulation of transcription by RNA polymerase II. The transcript has a single exon. Gene Ontology annotation, molecular function: RNA polymerase II cis-regulatory region sequence-specific DNA binding; DNA-binding transcription factor activity. NCBI's taxonomy places the organism in Eukaryota, Metazoa, Chordata, Actinopteri, Cypriniformes, Cyprinidae. Bases 204 to 932 code for a protein of 242 amino acids. The record is from RefSeq and is a predicted model, not a curated record.
AGAGGGAAGUACUGAGUGAAAUUGAGGAGAAAGAUCAGUAUGAGAAUCUUCAUGACGUAAUAACUGGAGAAAAAUAUUUUUGUUCCUUACAGUCUGAAAAGACUUCCACACAAAAAAGAGCUCAAAAGACAGGAACUAGGAAUUAUUUUGCUUGCUUUCAGUGUGGAAAGACUUUCAGUCAACAAGGACAACUUAAUAGGCACAUGAAAAUUCACAAUAGAGAGAAGCCUAACAGAUCCGUUCAGUGUGAAGAGGGUUUCAAUCAUAAUGGAAACCUUGAUGUCCACAGACUUUUUACCUGUCAACAGUGUGGAAACAGUUUCACUCAUAAAGGAAGCCUUAACAAGCACAUGAGAGUUCACAGUGGAGAUAAGCCUUACACAUGUAAUCAGUGUGGAAAGAAUUUCAGUUUUCAUGGAAACCUCAAAGUCCACAUGAGAAUUCACACUGGAGAGAAGCCUUUCAUCUGCAAACAGUGUGGAAAGAGUUUCAGUCAACAUGUAAAUCUUGAAUCUCACAUGAGAAUUCACACUGGAGAGAAGCCUUUUACCUGCAAACAGUGUGGAAAGAGUUUCCGUCAACCUGGAAAUCUUGUUCACCAUAAUAGAAUUCACACUGGAGAGAAGCCUUUCACCUGCAAACACUGUGGAAAAAGUUUCAGUCAACUUGGAACUCUUAAUUACCAUAUGAAAGUGCACACUGAAAAGAAACCCUUCACCUGCCAUAACGUGCACAGGCGAAUUCACACUAUGGAGAAAUUUUUUACCUGCCAACAGUGUGGAAACAGUUUUACUCAUAAAGGAAGUCUUAACAGGCACAUGAGAACUCACACCAAGGAGAAGCCUUACAUAUGCCCUCAAUGUGGAAAGAGUUUCAGUCAAAAAAGAUACCUUGAAGUUCACAUGAGAAUUCACCCUAAAGAGAAGUUUUAACCAAAAAGGUAACCUUAGGUAUCACAUAAAGAUUUACUCAAGAGGGACCUGUUUCAAUGUCACCAGCGUGGAAUGGGUUUUACAGACAAGAAAAGCUCAAGAAAAUAAAGCAUUCUGGAACAUUGUAAAGAAACCUGUCAUGUGCCAUCACUGUGGAAAGAUUUCCAGAAACAAAGCAAAUCUUGAAUUUCACAUAAGCUGUAUGAUGCCAUACCCAUCUUCCAUGAAGCUGCAUCAUGCAACAUUGAAAUUGGCACCUAACUGUAUUCAAUCAACACUGAACUGAUUCUAAUAGAAUAACUACAUUACUGUUUAGAAGAACUGUUUACAGCUAAACUAAUGUCUAAAUAAACUUCACAGUAGUGGCA